AUGGAAGUGGUUCUUGUCGCAAGCAGCACGAAGUAUGAACUCGUAGCAUCAAGGCUGUGGCGUCGGCUGCACGAUGCACUAGUCCUUGUGAUAUAUAAAACGAACGUUGACUCGCACAGAGGAUCAAGCUACCCUGUCUCCGUAAAGCCACAUCGAAAGAGCCCUGAGUUCGCACCUCUGCUCGUUGUCUUCUUCCUAUUGGUCCCGGUCCUCGGCGCACCACUGGCGGCUGUUUCCCCAUUCACUCCCGCUAUCGCGUACUUCCACCGUAGAUCCGUACGACGUGCAUGGAGCCUCCUCACGUUCUACGCCACCAACUUCAUUGCCCACGCGUUCUCCGUUCCUUUGACGGUGGAGGUUGAAAGUCCGCAUCAGCACCAGAGAAUUUUCAGCCCCAUUCCGUGGGCGGCAUGCAUCUCUAUCUUCCUUCCAUUCCACGGAUUGGGCCGAGACAUCUUGUUGAUAGCACAGCAGUGGGAUCUGGACAGCUUACGCACCGCAGCCGUUCACGGAGCUCUCGUUGUCGUCGCUCGCAACAAAAAGUGGAGGCCACAAGAAGACGAGGAGGAUGAGGUUUUCGUCAAACUUCCGGAGGAAUUUGAUGGUUGCUCUCAUCAAGCAAAAGACAACCCACCUGCUGAGUUCCAGUUGACCGAGGAACGCCAUAUUCUUGUACCAGAAAAAAAGCAGCACACAGUUCUCGGAGAGCUCAAACCUCCCGCCGGCUAUUCCCUCGUCAUUCCUACUGAUCGGGCCAUCAUCGAACAGAUCAUGGACUCCGCGAUCAUCUCUACCAAGGGGAUAAAAGUCCAUAGUCCGCCAAACAUACUCAAAAUCCUGGCUGCAAUCUUUCAGAUCGUAUCCGCCUCUCUUGUUCUUGCGUUUACGUUGGGCGACCAAGUUUCCCGCUUUGGCUAUGCGGCCUAUGGUCUGUCCGUGGUGCCCUACGCGUUGAUGUCUGGCGCCAACGUGAUAUGUUGCGCCGUUGUUGGCGAGUACAACACCCGUCACGUUCUUCGGACGCCGAUUCUCGAAGAGGCAGCGAAGCGUAAGCUUGCUAUCUUCGACGGUGCCGUUGGGCGUUUAGGGGAGUCGGAGGACGUUAGAAAGUCGAAGGACGAAGCGCAGAACUCCCCCAAAGACUUUACGCCAGUGCACCUACGGCUAACGAAGUCGGAGGAGCAAGUUGUUCUCGCUGUGCGGAAAGGAGAAAUAGUCAAGAAUUUCUUCCUUAUUCCGGAGAAAACCGACGCUACUACUUCGCAGGACUACGGUACAUCAGGAUUACGGCUAUGGAGCCUAAUGGCGCUCAUUCGGGGUGCUCGCAAAGUUGUUGUCGGCAAAGUCAUCAUCCUGUGGGACUGGUGGCAGCUCGUUCUUGAGCGAGGCCUGUAUAGUCCGGCCUCAUCGACACAGGGGGAGGUGCAGAGGAAAACACACGUAGCGCGCUCGAGAGCUAAAGGUAUGCUAUGUCAAUACAAACAAGACCACCGAGCUAGUGUGGCGCCGGUGAUGAGAGACAAAAUUGGCCUACCCAAGCAAGCGCACAGCCGGGAAAGGGAAGGAAACAGAAAGGAGGAGAGACAAAACACAAACAAGGGUGGGCAGGGCUGGAUCGAAAUCCUAGGAUACGUGAGCGAGGAAGGAGGCAUUGCAGAUGCUGCGCGACGCAAGGACGAUGUGGGAGGAGACGAAAGAGCGAGAUGCCUGAAGCGAGGAAAAUUGCUCGCUCAGACGCUGGGGCUGGCCUCUCCCGGCUGCGCGAGGGAUCAGCUGGCCCAGAGCACUAACUCCCGAUGCAUGUCUAUUUGA
Messenger RNA from Postia placenta MAD-698-R-SB12, 1812 nucleotides. RefSeq lists its product as hypothetical. NCBI's taxonomy places the organism in Eukaryota, Fungi, Basidiomycota, Agaricomycetes, Polyporales, Adustoporiaceae. The transcript is spliced from 7 exons. The record is from RefSeq and is a predicted model, not a curated record. Bases 1 to 1812 code for a protein of 603 amino acids.